GAUGGAAGAGUAAUUUGUCAAUUUUGGGGGAAUAUAAAUACCUAAGCCCGGGAACUCAUCACUCAAUUCUCUCCUUCAUUUCGUGAUUCCCGCCAAAACCCUCAUUGCCGCCACUCUCCGUCACCACGCCGCCGUCUCCGAUGUCUCACGAACAGGUAUUCGAAGAAAUGUCCGAAGAAAAGAUAGAAUUUGAUAACGAAGUAGAUCAAAUGGAUUCACGCUUUGUGGAAAUAUGUGCUUCUACGAUCCUUGCACAUGAUUUGCCCUUUCAUUUUUUCGAGCUCGAGGGAAUGAGGAAGUACUCCGAGUUCUUAAAUCCAAAUAUUCCUAUACCUCCUAGAAAUGUUAUCGAAGCUUACGUUUCACAUUUGUACACGAAAGAGAAACCUAAGCUUAAACAACAAUUAACUACCAUUCCUAAUAGGAUAUCUUUAUCUUUUGAUUUGUGGGAAUCUAACACUACUGAGACUUAUAUUUGUUUGACUGCUCAUUUUGUUGACGCGAAUUGGAAGUUAAAUAGUAAGGUUAUCAAUUUCCGUCUUGUUUAUCCUCCUACUAGUGGGGAGAUUUGUGAGAGAAUGGUUGAGUUGUUGAAUGAUUGGGGAAUAGAGAAAAAGAUUUUCUCUCUCACUAUUGAUGAUUCAUCUGAGAAUGAGAUUUUGCAAGAACAAUUGAAAACUCAACUUGUUUUGCAAAAUGGUUUGUUAUGUGAUGGAGAGUUCUUUCAUGUGAAUUGUUUUGCACGCGUUUUAAAUCAGAUAGUUGAAGAAGCGUUAAAACUAGUUAGCUGUGGUGUGCAUAAGAUCAGAGAGAGUAUCAUGUUUGUGAGGCAUUCAAAGAGUAGGAGGGAAAAAUUUAAGGAGUGCUUUGAAAAGGUUGGUGGUGUUGAUAGUUCGGUUCACUUACAUUUGGAUAUAUCUAUGAGUUUGAGUUCAACUUAUAUGUUGCUUGAAAGAGCUCUUAAAUACCGGUGUGCGUUUGAAAGUUUUCACUUGUAUGAUGAUAGUUAUGAUUUAUGUCCUUCGGCGGAAGAGUGGAAAAGAGUAGAAAAGAUUUGUGCAUUCCUGUUGCCUUUUUGUGAAACUGCCAACAUGAUUAAUAGCACAACACAUCCUACUUCCAACUUGUAUUUUUUACAAGUUUGGAAAGUCCAAUGUGUUCUAGUUGAUAGUUUGGGAGAUGAAGAUGAAGAUAUAAAGAAAAUGGCUGAAAGGAUGAUGAGCAAGUUUGAGAAAUAUUGGGAUGAGUAUAGUGUUGUUCUUGCAUUGGGAGCGGUUCUUGACCCACGGAUGAAGUUUACAACCUUGGCUUAUUGUUAUUCAAAACUGGAUGCAUCAACCUGUGAAAGGAAGCUACAGCAAGUAAAGAGAAAGUUGUGCAUGCUAUUUGAGAAGCAUUCUGGCAACAGCACUACUGCUGGGGUUCAAAGAACUAUUAAGGAGAAUCAGGACCAAUCUUCUAGCAUGCCAUUACAAAAGAAAUUAAAGUCUUUAUCUCAUGGCCUAUUUGAUGAAUUGAAAGUGCACCAUCAGCAGCUUGUUACCAAAACUGGAAAGUCUCAACUUGAUGUUUACUUAGAUGAGUCAGUUUUGGAUUUUCGUUGUUAUGCAGAAAUGGAUGUAUUACAAUGGUGGAAGAGUAAUAAUGAUCGAUUUCCGGAUCUAUCAAUAUUGGCCUGCGACUUGUUAAGUGUUCCCAUUGCCGCUGUAGCUUCUGAUUCUGAAUUUUGCAUGGGCUCACGUGUCUUUAACAAGUAUAAAGAUCGUAUGUUGCCGAUGAAUGUGGAAGCUAGAAUUUGUACUCGCAGUUGGUUGUACAAUUUUUUUAGCGAGGAUGGAGAAGACGAUGACGACGACUUUGAAGAAAUAAAGAAUGAAAUUGAUAAUGAUGAAAAAAUGGAGCAAGCUUCUAAUGACUUUGGUUUUGAAGAUAACGAUGAUGUCGAUGAUGAUUGAUUUGCUUGUAUUUAUUUAACUUUGGUUUAUCAUGUUUAUUUUGGAUUUAUGGUUUAAAAAAUUAAAACUAUAUUUGGUUGUUAGGUUAUGAUUUCUUCAUUUUCUGGUGAACUUUUAACUUUUGUAAUUGUAGAUUUGUUUUUAACUUGUAGUAUGUGGAUAUGUUUGCUUUUCUAAUGUUUAAUGUUGGAGGAAGUUUGUAUGUGAUUCCA
Messenger RNA from Medicago truncatula (barrel medic), 2167 nucleotides. Its product is annotated as zinc finger BED domain-containing protein RICESLEEPER 2. Gene Ontology annotation, molecular function: DNA binding; protein dimerization activity. The transcript has 4 exons. The record is from RefSeq and is a predicted model, not a curated record. Bases 141 to 1955 code for a protein of 604 amino acids. Lineage: Eukaryota; Viridiplantae; Streptophyta; Magnoliopsida; Fabales; Fabaceae.